Molecule: messenger RNA, 3990 nt
Organism: Parasteatoda tepidariorum (common house spider)
Lineage: Eukaryota; Metazoa; Arthropoda; Arachnida; Araneae; Theridiidae
Gene: Clbn
Product: Nuclear export mediator factor NEMF homolog Clbn
Biological process (GO): ribosome-associated ubiquitin-dependent protein catabolic process; rescue of stalled cytosolic ribosome
Cellular component (GO): RQC complex
Molecular function (GO): tRNA binding; ribosomal large subunit binding
Source: RefSeq, a predicted model, not a curated record
UUGGCCUGAUUUAAGUACGAAGUUGCUGAAAUUUGAUGUCGUAAACAUUACGACAUCAAAAAAUGUAAAUAAAGGUAAUGGUUGACUUCUCCGGCUUUUUGUAUAUGUUUCUCAGCAUAACCCAAAUUGCAGCAUUUUUAGUUUAGGUUCCUAAAAAUUCAUUAUAGUUUUACAAAUUGUUCUAUAUUGCAAUCAGUAUGAAGAAUAGAUUCAGCACUAUUGACAUUAUUGCCAUUGUUUCUGAAUUACAGAAACAUAUUGGUAUGCGAGUUAAUCAAGUGUAUGAUAUAGAUAACAAAACAUAUUUAAUUCGCUUGAAUCGUUAUGAAGAAAAAGUUGUUCUCUUACUUGAAUCGGGUAUUCGAAUACACACCACUGAAUAUGAGUGGCCAAAAAAUCCUUCUCCUUCAGGAUUUUCGAUGAAAUUCAGGAAACACAUCAAAAAUAAAAGGCUAGAAAGUAUCAAGCAGUUGGGAACUGAUCGAAUUGUUGAUUUACAAUUUGGUAUCAAUGAGGCCGCAUACCAUAUUAUCUUAGAAUUAUAUGACAGAGGUAAUAUAGUUUUGACUGAUUACGAAUAUACUAUUUUGAAUAUUCUCAGGCCUAGAGCUUCUGGGAGUGAAGAUGUAAAAUUUAUAGUUCGGGAGAAAUAUCCUGUUGACCAUGCCCGAAUGUCGACAGUUGGCUUUAACAAAGAUGAAAUCUGUCUUGCUUUAAACAGUGCUAAAGAUGGCGAAAAUUUAAAAAAAAUUUUAAUGCCUCGUGUUGUAUAUGGCCCUGCCCUCUUAGAUCAUGUUCUUCUUAAAAAUAAUUUCGGGAAAAAUUGUUUAAUAAACAAGCAAUUCAAAGUUCCAGAAGAUAUUCCGAAAUUGUUUCAUUCUUUGGAAGAGGCUGAUAAGUUGAUGAAAGAUUUGGCCAAAAAUUGUAGUGGAUAUGUGUUUCACAAAAUUGAAAAAAAUAAUAUUGACGCUAAAGAGAUUAUUGCCAAUGUUGAAUUCCAUCCUUAUCUCUUUCAUCAGUUUUCUGAGUUGAAAUAUACUCAAUACCCCACUUUCGACAAAGCGGUUGAUAAUUAUUUCUCUAGCAUGGAAGGUCAAAAAAUAGAUUUGAAAGCUCUUCAGAAAGAAAAAGAAGCAUUGAAAAAAUUAGCGAAUGUUAAGAAAGAUCACGAGCAAAGGCUUUCAAAAUUGCAUGAGAGUCAAGCUGUUGAUAUUGAAAAAGCUCAGCUUAUUGAAAUGAAUUUAGAUCUUGUUGAUAAGGCAAUUACAGUUAUAAGAAGUGCUAUUGCUAACCAAAUCAGUUGGUCUCAUAUUCAGGAUUUAAUUAAAGAAGCUCAAUUCGAAGGUGAUCCAGUGGCAUCAGCUAUUAAAAAAUUAAAGUUGGAUAUAAAUCAUUUCACAAUACUUCUUUCUAAUCCACAUUUCGAUAGUGACGAUGAAGAAUCCAAGCCACAAUUGGUCGAUAUUGACUUGGAUUUUUCAGCCUAUGCAAAUGCCAGGAAAUAUUACGACAUGAAACGAGCUCACUCCAAGAAAGAGCAGAAAACGAUCGAGUCGUCUGAAAAAGCUUUCAAAAAUGCUGAAAAGAAAACUAAACAGGCAUUGAAAGAAGUGGCUGUUACAACAAGUAUUACUAAAGCUAGGAAAGUCAUGUGGUUUGAAAAGUUUUUGUGGUUUAUAAGUUCUGAAAAUUAUCUGGUAAUAGCAGGGCGAGAUGUGCAGCAAAAUGAGCUCUUGGUGAAAAGAUAUUUGAAAGCAAAUGAUUUAUAUGUUCACGCAGAUUUGCAUGGUGCUAGUAGUGUUGUGAUUAAAAAUCCUGAAGGUGGUGAUGUUUCUCCAAAAACCUUAAAUGAAGCUGGAAUAAUGGCAGUUUGUAAUAGUUCAGCAUGGGAUGCAAAGGUCGUUACUAGCGCAUGGUGGGUUUAUGCUAACCAGGUCUCAAAAACAGCUCCAACUGGUGAAUAUCUCACUACAGGAAGUUUUAUGAUUCGUGGAAAGAAAAACUAUUUAACUCCUGCAUAUCUUAUUAUGGGCUUUGGUUUCAUGUUCAAGUUAGAUGAAGAGAGUAUACAGAAUCACGUCAACGAGCGGAGCAGCAAAGUUGAAGGUAAUCAGAUUGAGUUUAAUAAUGCGGACCAAAACGAGGAAGAUCUAAAUGAUGACUCGGAGCACGACAGUGUUUCUGAUGAUGAUGAUACUAAAGAUGCUGAUGAUGAUACUGGGGGUGUAAAGACGCUUGAUAAUCAGUUGUCUGUAGAGGAAAAUGCGGUUGAUUCUGAAGAAGAUAAAGGAGGUAUAUAUUUUCCUGAUACUGAAGUUAAGAUAAAUGUUCUUUCUGAAACUACUGAGGAGAAUGAUUCCAAAGAAAUUAAGAGCAAUUCUGAAAACUUGAUAAUCCAGCAUACAAAAAAAGCUCCUUCAAACAAUCAAAAGGAGGACAAAAAUAUCCCAACUGAGCCAGCCAAAAAUAAACUAACUGCCCCCAAAAGAGGACAGCGCGGUAAGUUGAAGAAAAUAAAAGAAAAAUAUAAAGAUCAGGACGAAGAAGAGCGGGAAUUGCGAAUGAGAAUAUUAGGUUCUGCUGGGCCGACUAAGGAGCAUAAGAAAAAUAAGAAAGGCAAAGAGGUGAAGCACCAACCGCAACAAAUGAAGAAUCCAAAGAAAUCUGUUACUAUUAUUGAAGCUCCUUUGGAAAAUACAAUCGUGGAAGUAAAACCCGUUGAAGAAGAAAAGAGUGCAACGACAAUACAAAAUGAUGCUUCAGAUGAGGAGGAUGAAGAAUCAACUUCUGAUGAAUUUAAAGUGCUCAAUUCUUUAACUGGAUGCCCGACUCCUGAUGAUAUCUUACUGUUUUCUGUUCCUGUUUGUGCCCCUUAUUCUUCUAUGUUGAACUAUAAGUAUAAACUUAAAAUUAUACCAGGAAGUAGCAGGAGAGGUAAAGCUGCUAAGACUGCUUUGCAAAUCUUUUUGCAGGAAAAGUCAGCCACUCAGAGAGAAAAAGAUUUAUUAAAGAGUGUGAAAGAUCAGGACAUAUCUAGAAAUCUUCCUGGAAAGAUUAAAAUUUCUGCUGCUAGCUAUAAAAAGAAAUAACAUGUUUUUGAAAAUGUUUUGAUACUAUGAUGUGAUGAAAUUGUUUUGUUAUUUGUAUAAUAAUAAUUUUUUUUUAAGUUGACUUUUUAACUUUCCUGAUGAAAUCUUCCUAAUGUUUGCUCAAUUUUGGCAAUGUUAAAUCAGUUUAUAAUUUUUUUCUCUUUUUCUUAUUAUUUUUUAAAGUCAAGAGUUUUAAGCUCUCACUUUUUAUAGUAGUUAAAAGUGAGGAGUUUAACUAUAAAAAGGAUAUUUUCAAUAUUGAAUUGUUUGUAUUCAUAAAAAAUGAUAAGUAUGAUACACUGAAAUUAUUUCUUUAGAAGACUUUAAAUAACCUAAACAUAAAUUUGAAGCGAUAUUUUUAUUUAACUACUUGGCUCUAAAGAAUUAAUUCAUGGACACAAAAAAAGAAAGAAAAGCUAUUAUUUAUAUCUAUUCUUAUGAUGUGCCCAAUUGAGUCCUCAAAAUUUAUGUAUGAAGUUCAGAAACAUGCUUUAAAUAUUUCAGAUUUGCUGGACCGUCAUUCGACUAUAUCCUUAUUGACAACUAAAUAGAAAAACCAUUGUUUUGUAAUUAAUGGUUAUGGAUUUUUCAAGAAGUUUAAUAAUCAAUUUUUAUCUAAUGAAUUAGAAAGAAUCAGAAUUAUUUUAGAAUUGUUUAUCACAUUUGAAAGAAUCACAGCAAAAUGUUUGAUAUUGUAUUUCUGGCUCAUUAAAAAAUAAGAACUCUUAUUUUUAUGCUGUUUGGUUCAUUGUAAACUUUCGUUUGUUUGAAACUUCAAUAAUUCUGCUUACUUUAUUGGGACAGAAUUAGUACAUGUCUUCAGCUGUAUUUUGUUUGAUGUUUGCUUCAGAACCUAUCAGCAUAAAGUUUCUCAUAAUAGAUAAUAAAAUUUGAAAUUUUA